This is a messenger RNA of Cylindrotheca closterium, 3939 nucleotides long. NCBI's taxonomy places the organism in Eukaryota, Bacillariophyta, Bacillariophyceae, Bacillariales, Bacillariaceae. The record is from the annotation of a GenBank genome assembly.
AUGAAAUUAGGAAAGAUCUUCAGACGGAAGAGGAAAGACAAACGGGACAAUUCGAAGAAAGAUGCGUCAAAUCGUGGUACUGCGGAAGAUGAAGAACCCAUACGGUCAUCAGUAGUAGCGAAUAGAGGAUCUUCUGAAUUUCCAUCAUUUGCAGCAUCAUCACAAAACUCCGUUGACAGAGGAGAAACAGGAAGCAACGGACAUCGCAGUGUUUCACAAGAAGCUCCCCCGAGCCGUGCUGCGAACGAGGAUACACAUGGCAGUGAAAGCGAGGAUGUAGUAUCUGAGAUGGUAGCAAAAUCAACAGGGGGAGGGAAGCGGAGAAUCAACAAAGGUGUCCCAGAUUCCUUCAAAGGGCUCAGCGUCAGCCAUCGUUUUAAUGUUCCGCAAGUUGAGGAGGAUCCGGAAGUUGUCAGAGAAAUUAGUGAAGCAUACGAUGGUAUUCCAGAGAUUGAACAGAUACGUCUGCCGAGGGGAGGAAUCAGUAUUGACACCAAGGCUGUUGGUCGCAUUCAGUUUGGAAUCCCACCUGAAACCAUCAAGGAUAGUAUGAGACUUGGAAUUCCUGUUCCACAAAUAUAUAUUGUGCCAGCUGAGAGAUUCUGUAGGGAGAUGGGUCCUGCUCUUGGAGUCAACCUUGCAGAGUUUGAGUUUCCUGGAUAUUUCAACUUUUUCAUAUGCAAACAGAAAUGCAUGAUGAUCGUAGAUUCACAAGAUGCACAAGACAAAAUCUGCAGUGUAUUAUCAGAAACUUUGCUGGGUCCUGGUGAGUUCCUAGGUGAGAAUCCGAGAACUCACAAUGAAGAGGACUUUGCACCCGAUUUCCCUAGGGAUGCCAUUCCGAACUUCCAGAAAGAAUUGGAGUAUUUCCGGAAGAUGCCGGACGGUUCCGAGCUUGCGGUGACCGCAAUCUAUGAUUUUUGUCAUUUCAAAAUUCCUGAACAUGGUUCCACCCACGCGGAGCUCGGUGUACCGCCAAUAAAGUCGUCCGGCGAUAAGAAAUCGGAGGGCCGUUGGUUUGGCGAUGUUGCAACAGUUUGGCCUCUAAAAGCAACAGAGGAGCAGAAGAAAGAAAGAAGCGUUCCGAGAGUCGAAAUUUUCAAAAUGGCCAGUGGUCUUGAGUAUAUUAUUCACGACAUUGACGAGAACAAUCACAUCAUUGGAAGAGCAAGAUUCAAUGGUCACAUCAAGGUAUCUGAAAUGAUGAGCGUGGAGGGUUUCAGUGGCUCCAAAGCUCAUGAUUUCACAAAGAAAGAAAGUACAGACGAGGAUGACAGUGUUUCUUCAUCAGAAGGCUUCGGAUCACCAAUGAGUUCGCUAGGACCACCAUCCUUUCAUCCUCCUUCAUUCGGGGUUACCACGCUAGGGAACUCCCACGGGUUUGACAAGAGUGGAUCAACCUCAGGCUAUGUGCUUUGGGUUAAUGGCCGUGGAAUCAUGAUUGAUCCUCCGCCAUACUCAUCAGCUACUCUUGAGCGAGAAGGAAUUAGACCUCGAACUAUCGUUGGUAUUAUUCUGACACAUUGCCACGCUGAUCAUGAUGCAGGAGCUUUUCAGAAAGUUCUAACUGGAUCUCCCGUUGUGGUGAUAACAACUCCUACGAUUUACAAGAGUUUUAUCCGGAAGUACGCGGCGCUUGCAUCAGUAAGCCCCGCUCUAUUGCGACACUGUCAUCGUUACAAACCAGCGAUUGUUGGUGAAGCUCUGAGAUUUCAGGGUGCAAACUUCCGAUUUCAAUACUCGCUUCAUGCGAUUCCGUGUGUUGGUUUCCGUGUGGAUUGGAGAGGAAGAUCUAUGGUCUUCAGUGGGGAUCACUUGAACAAACCGGUUCAAUUAGACCAAAUGCAAAAAGAUGGUGUCUUAUCUAAAGCGCGAGGGGACGAUCUUAGAAAUUUACCUCUACAGGAAACCGAUCUUCUGCUGCACGAGGCUGGAGUUCCUCCACUCCACACACCAUUAGAGGAGUUGAUGAAACUUCCUCAGCGGGUCAGAAAACGUCUGUAUGUGGUUCAUACAGCCACGAUUCCAGAAGAAUUUGACCUACGUGUCGCACCAACUGGUACUGCUGGGACCCUAAGAUUGGACAAGGUUCCAAACGUUUCGAACAGUCAACAGCCAAUAGGUGGAGCACGUAGACCAAGAGCUGCUCGACACUCUCAUAUGGCGGACGAUGACUUGAUGGCAUGGGGCGGUACAAUCAAUGAGUACGAAGUCGAUAGUGAACCACCGGGAAACAAGGAAAUGUCAGCGCAGAGUAUGCAAUACGCCAUGACCACUUCAUUCACAGGAACAAACAAGAAACAGAUUAGGCAUUCUAUCACAGACAUGGGGCACCCCACUGUGCCUCUUGUUGGCAUGCGACCAGCGUCAAGUACUGACGCUUGGUUCAUCCUGAACUUGCUCAGCGCGGUUCCGUUCAUGUCAAGUUUGUCCUAUGCUUCCACCAUGGAAGUCCUAGAAACUGCAAGGGUGGAGGUCUUUGCCGCUGAAGAACAAAUCAUUGAAGCGGAACGCCGCCGAUCAAUCUUGUGUGUAGUUUGGGAAGGGACUUGCGUGGAAAAGCCACCCAGUGAAAUGUCUCUGUCUGGGAUACCCGAGGGUGAAAGUGAUGCCGAAAACGAACAGGAAAACGAUCGGAAAGACAAAACUACUGUUUGGCACGCUGGUGACUGGACUGGGCCAAUUGCUUUGCAGCCAGACAAACGCUUAAGUGGAGAAAGUGAAAGGUGUAUGACGCAUGACAUUGUUGCGCUUUCAACUCAGGGUGUCAAGGUGAUCACUAUUGAUUUUUCUGCACUUCAUCAAAUCCUAAAGAGUGGAUCAGGAUUGUAUCGGAAAUACUUGGAUCGUCAAGCCCAGCAAAACCGUCGCCGGAGUGUUGAAACAACUGUCUUGAAUUCAAAUGGGAAGAGUGACAGACAACUGACAGAGGCCCUGCGAAAUCUGAACAUCGUUGAUCUUUUGGAUCAAAAUUUUGCUUUGCGUAAGCUCUCGGCUGUUCAGAAACGACACAUAGAAAGUCUAGCGGCGGGGCCGAUAAGUUUCGAACCUGGAGCCCGGUUAUGGAGAGAUGGCGCGCCAGUCGAUCGGGCAUUUAUGAUCGUAUCGGGAACUGCUUCGUUUGUUCCAAAAAGAAGAAAUGCAGGUUCUGCUACUGCCAGAAAAGACAACGACGUUUCAGAUUUUGAAGAAGACGAAGAGUUUGGUAGAUCAAUGAGCAACACCUCAAAAGAGAGCCUCAGCGACAAAAUCUCACAAGACGCUUUGAAGGUUGCCGAAGAUUUCGAUAGUGACGAGGAAGGGAAGGAAUUGAAUGACCGCCAUUAUGUUCAGCUCGAAACACUCUUCAGUCGUUCGCAGAAUGGAAUGGUCAAAUCAAUGACUGAGGCCAAUGAUUUCGCUGAUCUCAGUAAGAAUCUGCAGCGACGAGCAGACGCAGUGAGUUCUGGUGAAUUUACAACCGAUGAGAUGAAACCCUAUGAGUGGGAAAAGCAGGCUCAAGCUGCGGAAGAAGAACCAGAUCCCAAAGAUCGUCGAUCUGCUCUUCAAAGGAAGGCGUCUGUACGGGCACGCUUUGAAAAUAAGGUUCUCGGCAGGAUUCACAGUCGAGAAGCAUACACAGGCGGACUGGUGUUUAGCCGCGGGCAUUUCCUCGGUGAUAUAUCCAGAAUGUUCUAUGGCCACGUCAACACGGAUCUGAAUUCAAGUCAGUCGAAGUUGAGUCCUUCAAGUUUUGAUUUAUCGCUUGACAGUAUGCACGACAAGGUCAUUCAAGAUGACGAGAGUGAAAGUGGUCCCAGAGAGGGACAUACGUCGACGUUAAUUGCUGGAAAGGAGGGGUGUGUUGUUCUCGUAUUCGAAAAGGCAUCGUUAAUUCCGUUCUUGGAUGAAUACCCAGGACUUCUUUUGAGCUUACUGGGGACUCAGGUAGUUGUGUAG